AUGCUUCUCGCGCGCCUCGGGCGUGCGUCGUCUUCUUCCUGCCGUGCGCUCGGGGCGCGCGGCGGUUUUCUGCCCGCCGUGUGCCUCGGGGCGCACGGCGGUUUCCUAUCGUGGGGGACCCGCGCGCGCCCCCGCCCUGUCCGUCGCGUCGCCCUAGGGGACCCGCGCGCUGCCCCCGCUGCCCCGUCGGUGGUCGCGUCGCCCCGCCACCCCGUCGCGCCGCCCUGGGGAGCCGCGCGCGACCCCCCGCUGCCCCGUCGACAGUCGCGUCGACCAGCUGGAGCCGCGCGCGGCUCCCGAUUCCCCGUUGCGCCGUCCAAGGGAGCCGCGCGCGACCCCCCGCUGCCCCUUCGCGGCGCCCUGGGGAGCCGCGCGCGGCCCCUCGCUGCCCCGUGGUGGCGCCCUGGGGGCCGCGCGCCGUCCCCCUCGCCGUCCCCCGCGCUCCUUCCCCCGUUCCGCCCGUUUUAG
Closterium sp. Yama58-4 is the source of this 468-nucleotide messenger RNA. The record is from the annotation of a GenBank genome assembly. NCBI's taxonomy places the organism in Eukaryota, Viridiplantae, Streptophyta, Zygnematophyceae, Desmidiales, Closteriaceae.